This is a messenger RNA of Diabrotica balteata, 2071 nucleotides long. The record is from the annotation of a GenBank genome assembly. Lineage: Eukaryota; Metazoa; Arthropoda; Insecta; Coleoptera; Chrysomelidae.
GAUUGUUUUUGAGUGUGAUCAACACGCAAUACACAAAAGAUAUCUUUAAGUAUCCACUUACAUUUUUUUAUUAAUAAAUGAGUGAAUGGAUGUUUUAAAAAUCAUUUAGUAAAUUCGUGAAUAUGAUACUAAAAUACGUAUUAGCCAUUGCAAUAGCAAUAAAUUUAGCUGCUGCCAAAUAUACUUAUAGGUUAGGAGAUACAACAGAAAUACAUUUUACUCCAACUAGCAAUGGAAUAGAAAUAUACGUCAUAGACGAUGAUCAAGGAAGCCAACUCUCCGGUACAGUUGGUGUUGGUAAGAAUGCCAGUUGUAAUGAUUUUCCCCGAUGCAAAGUAGGAGAUGUUGAUGUCACUUUUAGAUUUCUGCCUGGCACUGCAAUGUCAGUCAUAUCGACCACCAACAACACGCAAGAGGUACUUAAAGACUGUUACUCCACAGCUUUUCCAGGUCCCUACAUACAAUGGUAUGGGGGGCCACAGAGGCGUGUCCAAACGUGGCCGUUACAGAACAUGAUCAUUUCUCAAUCACAGCCUUAUAUCAGCAGAAAGGACGACAAUCACGCCGUAGCUGAGAGAUACUGGUUAAACUCAAGGGGUAUUUAUAUUUAUUUAAGUGAAGAGAAUCCUUUGUUUGUGAGUCAAAAUGAGGACGAUUCCAAAGAUCAAGUGUGUUUUAUAUCAAAGGUUCAAUCGCCCUAUAUCAAUAGGGAUCAGAACAUUCUGGAAUAUGUAAUAUAUUAUGGUAAUGAUCCCAAAACAUCUCAUUUACAUGCCGUAAAUAAUUAUUUAGGAAAACCAAAUGGUCAUCCAAAUCCAAAAAUGAUCAAGGAACCAAUCUGGACGACUUGGGCUAAAUAUAAAGCUCCAAUAACAGAUGAUAUAGUGAUCGAGUUUGCAAAAAGCAUUAGGCAAAAUGGGUUUGAAAAUGGACAGCUCGAGAUUGAUGAUGCAUGGGAGAAAUGUUACGGUGCCCAAGAAUUUUCAGAUGAGAAAUUUGCCAAAAUUUCUGAUACUGUUAAACAACUAAAAGAUAUGGACUUCAGAGUGACAUUAUGGGUUCAUCCAUUCGUUAAUGAAGACUGCAAGUAUCGAUCUGAUGAGGGCGUCAAAGGCGAUUUCUUCGUUAAAGGAGCUGACGGUCUAAAUAAUGCAACUUGGUGGAAUGGAAAUGGAAAUGGCCACCAAAUUGAUUUUACAAAUCCAAAAGCUGCCGAAUGGUACACAGCCAGACUAAAAAAAUUACAAGCCAAUCCUGGAAUUGACAGCUUUAAAUUUGAUGCAGGUGAAGCAGACUAUGCUGAACAGCCUGCUGUUUUUCCGUAUGUAUCAAAAGCCGAACAAAAUCUGGUGCCAAAUAUACUCACCACCGAAUACAUAAAAACUUGUGCUAGUUUUGGAGAUUUGAUUGAGGUUAGGUCUUCAUAUAGAAAUCAAAAUUCAUCUAAUUUUGUACGAAUGUUAGACAAGGAUAGUAGAUGGGAUAUGCAAAAUGGUUUGCCAACGUUGGUUACUACUUUGUUCCAGUUAAACUUAAAUGGUUAUCCAAUGGUACUACCUGAUAUGAUAGGAGGCAAUGGAUACGGAAACCUACCAACUGCUGAAUUAAUUGUAAGAUGGACUCAGGCAAAUACGUUUAUGCCAGCAAUGCAGUUUAGUUAUUUACCAUGGGAGUUUAAUUCAGAUGAGUUCAACACGACACAAAUCGUGCAAAAAUAUAUAAGCAUUCAUGAACAAUACUCCGAUGUUAUAAUCAAAGCAAUGGAAAAGAGCGUCAGCGACGGUAGUCCUGUAAAUCCUCCAAUAUGGUGGAUAGAUCCAACUGAUCCUACAGCUUUGGCAUGUAAUGAUGAAUACUUGGUAGGAGAAGAUAUAUUGGUGGCUCCAGUUUUGGAGGAGAAGAGUAGAUCUAGAAACGUUUACCUGCCACGUGGCAGAUGGCGUGAUGGUCAGAAUGGAACGGUGUACGAAGGUCCUUUAUCAUUCUACUACCCAGCUGAUAUUGACAUUUUACCUUAUUUUAUUAAAGAAGAUUCUUAAAUAGUAGUUAUUUGAAAUUGUUAUAUUUUUGU